Fusarium venenatum is the source of this 1017-nucleotide messenger RNA. RefSeq lists its product as uncharacterized. The record is from RefSeq and is a predicted model, not a curated record. Lineage: Eukaryota; Fungi; Ascomycota; Sordariomycetes; Hypocreales; Nectriaceae.
AUGGUUUCAGAUUGGUGGCUUGACGGCUGGAGACUCUCUCAUGAUCACAACCCCUGCCAAGCUCUUUACAGAGAGACAGAAAACAAAUCUCUCUAUUCAAGUAUGAAUGUUGGCCAAGAACUAUACUCUGGAGAUGUCAGUGUUGAUCAUAUUAAAAAUCAUAAUGCUGUUGAGCAAGAUUGGUUUCAUCAACUUCGACAACCGAUCGCAACCCUCUUACGCCAGAGGCUACAAACCUUCACCAACACGGUUCAAUAUGUAACGCCUAUGAACUACUGGAAACGUCAUGACGAAGACAUGGGUUCUUCAGAUGGGCCAGUGGUGUCAACAUACCUCCUCAACUUGGGCAAUGAAGGUGGUUGUAGAGAAGACGAAAAGUUCGUCUUUGUUUCACCACCAAAAACGCAUUUUCACUAUGCUUGCCCAUUUGGAGCCUUGUAUCCUAAGCGAUACCACGAAUGUCUCUUACAGCAUACUUUACUAACAAUGGAUGAUGUUGUUAAUCACAUUGAGCGCUAUCACGCUGAGCCAUUAUACUGCCCAAGAUGCUCACAAGUCUUUGACACACUGAUUCACCGAGAUCGACAUAUUAUCAAGAGGUCAUGCGAGCUUCAAGAUCUUCAAGUACCCAGGAGGAUUAACGCACAACAAGAAGCUGCGCUGAAGAGGGUGAUGAAGAUGGACAUCAACGAUGAAGAACGAUGGAACUGCAUUUUUACCACAAUCUUCCCUAGCGUAAAGCCACCAUCGUCUCCAUACUUGGACCAAGGCAGCCGAUUAGCGAUUGCUGUCGUCAAGGAUUAUUUUAUGGUGGAUGGGAGACGGUGCUUGUUCGAGUUCUUGCGGACUCAGGGACUAGACAAGACUGUGACAGGGGAUCCAUGUGCGGAAGCUGCGUUAUGCCAACUAGCUUUUGACGAUCUUCUUGGCGACGUGGUGGAAAGAUACGAAGAAAUGGAAGAUAAGCGAGCAACUUAUUGGAGGGAUGAGGGAUGGAUAAGAACAGAUAUCGCCUAA